This is a messenger RNA of Triticum dicoccoides, 1681 nucleotides long. RefSeq names its product F-box protein At5g03970-like. The record is from RefSeq and is a predicted model, not a curated record. Bases 98 to 1531 code for a protein of 477 amino acids. The transcript has 2 exons. Lineage: Eukaryota; Viridiplantae; Streptophyta; Magnoliopsida; Poales; Poaceae. Gene Ontology annotation, molecular function: protein binding.
UUGUGACUCCACCCACCACAAUCCCGCACGACGGCACGAGCAGCGAGGGCGAAGCCGCCGCCGCCGCCGCCGCCACCCCCAACCCCCCUCGCCGGCGAUGUGGCCACUGGAGGACGACGAUCUGCUCCCCGAGAUCCUCGUCCGCCUGCCCCCGCAGCCCUCCUCUCUGCCCCGCGCCUCCGCCGUAUGCAAGCGCUGGCGCCUCCUCGUCUCCGACCCAGGAUUCUCCCGCCGCUUCCGGAUCCACCACCGCCGCAGCCCUCCCCUCCUCGGUUUCUUCCGCAGGAAUGACGGCCUGCCCUUCGUACCCACUCUCGACGCCCCGGAUCGUGUCUCCCCCGGUCGUUUCUCCUUGCAGCGCGGCGACGGCGACCGGUUCAUGCCCCUCGGAUGCCGCCAUGGCCUGGUACUCAUCUCCAACAAACCUAAGAACCAGAUCCUGGUGUGUGACCCCGUCACCGGCGACCAGCACCGCCUUGUCGUGCCCCCGGGGGUUGCAGUACAUGCAGAGAAGACAUCGAUCAAUGGGGCGGUGCUUCGUGCUCGUGCUGCCGGAGACGAGGCCCAGCACUUCCAAGUGGUGUUGACAGUGGCAGACAACGACCACGAGCAACACCAUCGAGCUCUUGCCUGCGUUUACUCGUCAGAGACCGGCGCAUGGGGUGAUCUUGUCUCAACGCAGCUUCCACCUGAUGUUCUAAUGAGUGAUGCUCCCACCUUGGUUUCUACUGACAAGCCUGCUGUGCUGGUUGGGGAUUCCCUUUACUGGAAGCUUGCUGGGAAUAUGGAUGGAAUUCUCGAGUUCGAUUUGGAGAAGCAAAGCCUAGCUGUGAUACGGGUGCCGGUGCAUAUCCUUGAAGAGGGCCAGUACAUGUUCUUGAUUAUGCGGGCAGAGGGUGGAGGCCUUGGUUUACUCAUCCAGACAGACUGCAGCAUCCAACUGUGGAAGAUGAAGACUGAUUGUGAUGGUGUUGCUUCAUGGGGGCUUGGAAGAACCAUUGAACUGGACAAGCUACUUUCUCUGAAAUCUCAGGAGACUAACAUGUUGAUACCAGGGCUCGAGGAGGAAAAUAAUGUGGUAUUCGUGUGGGCAGAUCACAUCGUCUUUACGGUCCAUCUUGAGUCAAUGAAGUUCAAGAAGCUUUCUGGAACCUACCCCCUUUCUCAUUAUCAUCCAUUCAGAAGUGUCUACGCUGCAGCUCUGUACACGUAUGGAUUGCAAUACAAAUCUCCGAAAGUGAAAAGAUCAGUUCCUUGCUGUGGGCGUUCCCUUUGCUCAGCCAUGCUAAAAUUGACGCUGAUUGUGAUGGGGCGAUCCGUCAAGCUUCCCUUUCUUUCAAGGGGCUGGGGUUUUGUUGCGAGGAAUGAUCGGGCCUUACCGCGGCAUCGGGGCGCUUUCUUUGUGAUGACGUCGGGUCAUCUUCAGGGAGUCAGCUCCGCACUACAUGCUGAAGCUUUGGCGCUGCUUCAACAAGCUAAAGCAAGCACAUGGCAAUUACAUAAUUGCCGUGUGUUGCAUAUGACAAUGUAAAAAGAAAAUGUAUGUGCUAGGCGCUCUGUUAGGGGAUGGCAACCAGAUUGUGUGGGCUGGCCAUCUACCUCAGUUUGUACUGAAUCUGUGUGCUGCCGACUUGUCCAACGUUUCAGUUUAAUGGAGUGCAUCGGCAGUGUUACUUUCUGA